Molecule: messenger RNA, 3082 nt
Organism: Cydia amplana
Lineage: Eukaryota; Metazoa; Arthropoda; Insecta; Lepidoptera; Tortricidae
Exons: 9
Coding region: 135-2831 (898 amino acids)
Biological process (GO): proteolysis
Molecular function (GO): metallodipeptidase activity
Source: RefSeq, a predicted model, not a curated record
UCAAAUAUUUGAGGCGCUUCAAAUGAGCACAUUAAAGACAUGCUCGUCCUAAUAAACAGUAGCCGUUAACUUAUUGAUUUUUUUUCUUUUUACAGGUACAGACUCCACAAAAGCGAAAAGUUGAAGACUGAAGCAUGCUUCAAGUAGACGGAUUCAAGAGACCAUCUCCUUCGCCAUCGCGGAGUUCGGUGAGAAGCGACAGUCGAGUAUUCCGGCCACCGCGCGUCAUCCACGUCAACCGGGACGCAUCCACCAUGGUGGACGACGACGCAGGUGGCGCGGGCGGCGCGCCCUGUUUACCUAGUGGGGCCGGACUGGUCUCCGAUUGGGAAAAUGUCGAACAGAACCCAGCCAACUUUCGGUCACGCACCUUCAGCGAUGGCUUCAUCAGAAACACGAGCCUUGAGCUGUUACUAGGUGUCGACUGCGAAGCGUGUCUCGCUCUCGCAGCACAACGACAGUGUUUCAAUAAACACAUAUCAGACCAUGACUUUGACUUAGUUUGCAACUGUAGCAUACAACAGAACAAUUACUUAAACUGCCAUCGAGACAUCGUGGAUCAUCGAGGUCAUACGCUUAACAUCUAUGAUUUAGAAAGAAUAAAACGCGGAGCCAACAGAAAUCAUUUAAACAUAGCCUCGCAUCGCAGCUUAGACAGAAAAUAUACAAAGAAUAAGCAUAUUGGAGUUUCCAAUUACUUUUCUAAGCAAUUGAUUUCGUAUGAUCCAACGAAUACACUUGUGCAAAAGAUAAAGAGAAAACUAUCUAAUUUAAAAAAGAUUGGCGGCGAAGCGAUUUCAAAGAAAAACCAAAACGCGGUCCAACUGGCCGAGAUAACAUCUGGCUCGGCGAGCUCUCUCAAGAAACUAUCAAUGUUGUCUGUAGUCGACAAGUCGCAGAGGAGGGUCAACAGCCAAAGCUGCAUUUUCACUUCGUCGGAAUUUCAAUCGAAAGACGAUUUGAAAAACAAUGCUUCUACUUAUGCAAAUUUUUCAGGGAACGUCGACCAAUGUUUUGAUAGACUCAGGGAGUGCAAUGUAAGUGCAGAUAGUGGUAGACGGCCACCGCACAAAAUGAUUAAAAUGCGAAGCUUCGAUAAUAAUGACGAAAUGCUAACGAGACACUCUCCUGCGCCUGAAAGGAUGAAAUUUUCCACUCUAGAUAACCGCAGCCGAUGUCGAAGUAUAAGAAGGCAAAUGUCAUAUAACGAUUUUCCAAGUGAACGGUUUAAGGAUAGAGGGUCAGACCUAUGGACGCGUGAUGAAAGCUUGGAGGGGUCAAAAAGUACUCACAACGAUUUAGUAGAUGACGAGGCACAAAGUUUUGUGGAAGCUGACAGGAUAGCGAUGGGCGGGCUGCGAGGCGCGCGCUCUCACUGCACGUGCGAGUCGGGCGGCCAUAACAGGAUACCUUCCAUAUUCUACGAUACCCAUGGGAAGAAGCGAGCUGCGCCAGCUCCUGACGUCACUGAACGUGGCACCGUGCGGCCCGCGGCGUGCAGCGCCUGCAAGUCCCCGCAGUGGUUGUCCACCGGCACCACCUCCACUGCCAGCCACAGCUCUACUACCACAGGCAACUCUUCCAGGUUCUCCGUUUGGCACCGGCGCUGGUGUUGCGUAGCGAUCCUAGUCCUAGUGGCCGGCACGGCGUGUGUGGCAGGCCCGCUAGCCCUCCGCGCGCCGCCGGGCGCGCCGUUGCACGAGCGUCUCCGGUUGGCGGAGCGCCUUCUCCACGAGUCGCCUCUCAUCGACGGACACAACGACCUACCGUGGAAUAUAAGGAAGUUUCUACACAACAGAAUUAAAGAUUUCAGAUUCGAUGAGGAUCUGCGAACGAUAUCACCGUGGGCCACCAGUUCAUGGAGCCACACCGAUUUGCCGCGAUUAAAACAAGGGAGGGUGGCCGGACAGUUCUGGGCCGCGUACGUGCCGUGCGACGCGCAACACAGGGACGCGGUGCAGCUGACGUUUGAACAAAUUGAUCUCAUACAGCGGCUCACGGAUAAAUACCAUCCGCAGCUCACUCUCUGCACCUCUGCCGACGAUAUAGUAUCGGCGCACGCGAACCACCGCAUGUGCUCACUGGUGGGCGUGGAGGGGGGGCACGCCAUCGGCGGCUCGCUCGGCGUCCUCAGAACUUUGUACCAAGUGGGGGUGCGCUACCUCACGUUGACCUCCACCUGUGACACCCCGUGGGCUGAGUGCGCCUCUGCCGACCGAAUCGAGCCUUCGCCGCGCGGUGGACUUACGCCUUUUGGAAAAGUGGUGGUGAAGGAGAUGAACCGGCUCGGCAUGCUGGUGGACCUCUCGCACGUAUCGGAACGCACGAUGCGCGACGCGCUCAUGGCGUCGCGCGCGCCGGUCAUAUUUUCGCACUCGUCUGCGCGUGCGCUCUGCAACGUCACGCGGAACGUGCCCGACACCGUGCUACGGCUCUUGGCCGCCAACAAGGGACUCAUCAUGGUCAAUUUCUACACUUCGUUUCUUACAUGCAAGGAAACCGCUACAGUUCAGAACGCUAUAGCGCAUAUAAAUCACAUACGCGAUGUCGCCGGGGUCGACAGCGUGGGACUGGGCGCUGGCUACGAUGGUAUCAACUACACGCCGCAAGGAUUAGAAGACGUAUCGUCAUAUCCUUUACUCUUCGCUGAGCUAAUGGAGUCCGGCUGGAGCAUAGAAGACCUUAAAAAGUUAGCAGGGUUGAACCUUCUGCGAGUGUUAGGAGCCGCGGAGCGCGUAGCACAGGAGCUCGCUUCUGCCCACGUCACUCCUUAUGAAGAAGUGCCGCCACGAACACUGGACACUCAUAACUGCUCGAGUCAAGAUCUCUAAACGAAAUCAACACGUACCUGCCUACUGAUUUCAUCAAUUUGAUUAAAUGCAGUAGGUACAAGCGGCAUGUUCCACUCAAAGAUCCACUCAGAAGUUCGAAAAUCUAAAUGCUUUUCGUUAUGUCUCCGUCUGUUGAAAAAUCGAGUCGAAGCAAAUAUAUUUCCGAACUUCCGGAAAGCAAAUCCAAACUUUUAGGAACUGCGGCAAUGGUCGUGUAUUCCAAGCUUUAAUAUUUCCGUAGGUUUAUUAAU